Molecule: messenger RNA, 1611 nt
Organism: Diabrotica balteata
Lineage: Eukaryota; Metazoa; Arthropoda; Insecta; Coleoptera; Chrysomelidae
Source: the annotation of a GenBank genome assembly
GUACAUUCAUGAUUUGCAUCGAAUCAUCUAGUGGUUGAGGAGCUGAAAGCAUGAAGGCGUUUUUGGUGUUUGUAGUCUCCUUGAGCUUGGCUGUCGCCAGCACUACCGACACUAAAAACGAGAAAGUCGAAGUCAAUGACAAGAAAAAUUUAAAACGACACCUUGACCACCAUAGCAUAGGAGGAGAUCUUUCAGAACACAGCCUUUUAGGCUUCAGUGGUGGCAUCUCAAGUUACGGCAGCGGUAUAUCAGGUAUCGGCGGCGGUAUCUCAGGUAUUGACAGCGGAAUCUCAGGUAUCGGCGGCGGCAUCUCAGGUAUUGGCGGCGGUAUCUCAGGUAUUAACGGCGGCAUCUCAGGUAUCGCCGGCGGCAUCUCAGGUAUCGGCAGUGGCAUCUCAGGUAUUGGUAGUCUCUCUGGCGGUAGUGGUCUUUCUGGAUACGGCAGUGGUGCUUCGGGAUUCCUUGGCGGAGUUUCUGGAUUCGAUGGCGGUAUUUCGGGAUACAGCAGCGGCUUAAAUGGAGGCCUACUGGGAGGAGCAGGAUAUGGGUAUCAGUCUGGAGGUCCACUAGUGCGCAAUCUUCAAAAUAGUCACGAAGUUCGCCGCAUUACUCAGAAAGUACCGGUACCAGUCCCUCAACCUUACCCUGUUACCGUUACCAAAACCGUUUCGGUUCCACAACCCGUACCAGUGUCAGUUCCAAAACCAUACCCUGUUCCCGUCAAAGUUCCGGUACCAUACGAAGUACCCAAGCCAUACCAGGUCAGAGUUCCCCAACCAGUAGCAGUCCCUGUUAAAGUUGCCGUACCUGUGGUAGUGCCAAGACCAUAUCCAGUUCAGAUUACCAAACCCGUACCCGUGCCAGUAGAAAGAAAAGUAUUUGUUAAGCAAUUGGUAAAAGUACCACAACCAGUACCACAACCCUACCCUGUACCAGUAACCAAAUAUGAACAAGUAAAGAUACCUACUCCUGUCUACGUAAAAGACCGUAAAGUAUUACACACUUACUCUAAGUCGUUCCAACCUUUACCUGGAAAGCAAAUCAGACUUAAACCUGACGUAGCUCCUCAAAUUCCAAAGCAUGUAAAUGCAGGUUAUGGCGGUUUAUCCUACGGCAACUCACUUGGAGGCUAUGGAGCCGGUUAUGGUUUUGGAGGUCUUGGCGGCUCAGGCUCCAGUCUCUUAGGAAGCGCCGCCUAUGGCGUCGGCAUCGACGGUUUAUCAGCUUCUGGAUACAACAGUUUAGGGAGCGCAGGAGUAGGCAUUUUGGGAGGUUCUGGUUCUGGCGUAAACGGUCUAUUACCUUCUGGAUACAACAGUUUAGGAGGCGCAGGAGGAGGCAUUUUGGGAGGUUACGGUUAUGGAGUACACGGUUUAUUACAUUCUGGAUACAGCAGUUUAGGGAGCUCAGGAGUAGGCAUUUUGGGAGGUUCUGGUUUAGAACACCACGUCCAUAGCCACGUAUUAUGAUGAAUCCAGAAAUCUUUUUGAAGCAUAAAUUUCCAGAGAUUUAGGCGGUUACAAAAAAUGGUUAAAUUGUAUAUAAUAUUUAAAUAAAACAAAUUUUAAUUUAUCCAAAGCUUUUUUGUUAAGCACUUUCUAUACAUUAAAA